CGUUUAUGCCUGCUCACGCUAGUCUGUGUAGUCUGAUGUCAGUUUUCUUUAUAUAAGCCUCAACCCCCUGAUUCAUCCACGUCAUGCUGACUGACAGAAAGGGUUGUUCUUCAGGAGAACACCGUGUGUUGAGGAAAACAUAAUGGGGGCUAUGCAGCUGAGCAUAGGUCAUAUUUUGACAUGAUUUCAAUCGAUCGAUCAAGCAAUCAAUAAAUCAAUCAAUCAGUCAAUUAGCCUGUUUGUCACAUAUGAAAUCGUACAAGAUGGUGAAAUGUAAUCCCACCAGGCCCUUUCAACUUGUGCAUUAUCCCUCGACAUGGUUGAAACUGAUAACAAUUGAAGUGUGCAUCCAAUAAGAUCCGUAUCUGCAAUACAUUAUUUUCAUUAUUACUUAUAGCCAUAUAAGCCUACAUUUAGUAAACUAUUAGGCCUACAUAUGCAUGUUUUUAUUCCCAAUACUCGCACACUUUUGCUUUGAUAUAGAGCCUAAAAGAAAGAAUGAAAGAAAGGAAGGACAUAGCCUGUGUUUUCUUUCUGUCAUGUUAUCGAUGACCCUAAAUAUAGCAAGACAUUUUGGACUUGGGCCAAGUCCAAAUUUCUUUUUAACUGUCUCUUGCUCUUGUUAACCUUUAUUUUUACUUUUCAGCAACGUUAUACGCUCAUGCCUCAUUUUGUCUUUUUGCUGUUGUUCCAUUUCUCACUGUCCGUGGUGUUGAGUCUUUCGUUGCCAUGGUUACCACUUGACGCCGAAGUACAGCGCUAGCUUGAUUAGCACUGCUAGCCACCAUUAGUUGUCCGUGACAAUUGCUUUUACUGUAGUUAGCUAGCUAGACCAAAUGAACCGCAGCGAGACACCGAAGAUGGAGUUAAGACCUCUAAGUCACUCAGAGAACAAGAAGCUAAGAACAUCAGAAGAGUUGGACAUCUUGGGUGAUGACCAGUCCAGGAGCUCUACUCUUUCAGGCAGUGAUAUCCAGGCUCUGGCCAUUCACCCACGGGACCUCAAUAAACUUCAUACACCAAAGCCACCCAAGAGCCGUCAACAACCAGUGCUCAUGGCUUAUGUGCGUAAGACACAGUCAGCUGAUGAAGUUAGAAAUGCUGUGCGAGGGCCGGUGGCUCAUCUAGUGAAUCUGGACCCUGGUUCUCAAAAUCUGGACUACACAGGACCGGAAGGGCUUCGGUUUGAUGAACAGGGAAGGGUUCUACCACACAGCAUCUUGGGUAGUUUAGAGGAUUUCAGAAGUUAUCUGGAGGCCAAAGGGGAGACAGAGUUGGUGAAGCGAAUACCAAAAUCCCAGAGAUAUGCUCCAUCUGAGGCCCCAGAGAGGCAUCACUCUGAGCCUGUGGAGAAUGGGCAUGGCAACAAAAACAUCCAGAGUAAUGCCCUGCAGCAUUGGCAUACACAUAUGACGCAGCGCAGACAGCAGCAGGACUUCUUAUCUGAGUUGCUCUACCGGCCAGUCGGAAACCUGCUGAUGAACCAAGCUAACCGUUUCAGAGAAACUCAGGAGCAGAGGGAGCUUCUAAACCAAGUGAUGCCACUCAUCCACUCUGGAUAUGGUUACCGUGUGGGAAGUGAGUUUUGGAGUGUCCCCCAGCGUUAUGGAGAUGAAAUGAGUGGCAUCACAGCCACUCUGACUCAGACAGAGCAGGGCAGACGGGAGCCUGUCACACAUGUAGGACAACCAGGCAGCAUACUCCAGGAAUCAGGAAUAACUUUUACUGAGACUCUCGCGUCCACAGAUAUCAAUGCACUGGAGGUUAUUGGCUCUGGCAAGCCAUUUACUUUUGUCACAGUGUGUCGUAGUCCCUUACUGGAGAAGGAAGAAGAGGAGACAGAGGAGAUAAAGAAGGAGAACCUUGAUCCUCUGGCACAGUAUGAUGAUGUUCGGUCAGAUGCUCUGCUCAUUCCUGCCUUGAGGUUCUGUGGUCAGCUUGCUAGCUGGACUGGAAACUCCACCACUAACCAGGGAGAAGUAGGAAUCAGUGCCACGGUAAUCUUUGAAGCUCCGACUGGAGAAAGAGCCUCUUCCCACCUGGAGCUGCACAAUGAAGGCAGCACAGCCAUCUUCUACAGCUGGCAGCAGCUUCCCGUGCCGCACAGCUUUCCUAACCUGCGGUCACGAACAAAGAAGCUGCACUUCUACUUCAACUCCUCCUCUGGUGUGAUCCGUCCAGGUGACACCCAGCGGGUGGAGUUCAUAUUUAAGUCAGAGGAGCCAGGCAUCAGUACUGAACGAUGGCAGCUCAACACCCACCCUGUGCUGCUGCAAGGAGCCUCCAUGCAGGUCACAUUAAGGGGAGUGGCUCUGUACCAGGACAAAACCGCAGACCAGAGGCUUUUCAUAGAGACAAAGCUGGAAAAGAUAGUGAAGGUAAAAAUGUGUCUGUCGAUUGUGCACGAGGUGGUGCUGGGGGUCCGCACCCCAGAGAGACCCAGCUCUCCUGCAGAACUUUACGUCACUGAAGAGCAAGAGUUUUUCAGGAAAAACCCCAAUUUGCAGUACCUUCAUGAGCCAGUGGAGGACCUAAAGAGACUGUGGCAAGAAGUGCAUCCAGGACGCACCUGGGACUUCUCUGUCGAUACACUCCGACAGGUUGUGCUGUCUCUGCCUGAGCUAGAAGCAGAUCAGGAAAAGAGCCUGGCCCAGCUCAACUCCCUGUUUCUGCAGCUUUCUGAGCCUUCUCAACUGAAACACAACCAGCUAACAGUAGAAGCUAUAGGGCAGCAGCUGUGGAUGAAACUGCUGGACACUAUGGCUGGUGAGGCCAUGUGGCUCAGAAACCUGCUGGGCCUUCCAGAGAGAGACACAAGGAUCGAUAAAAAGGAGGAAUCCCCCAUCUUGGAAGCUGAUAUAGCUGAUAACAAAAAUGAGAAGAGUGAGAAAAAGGGAGGAGCAGCUGCUAAAGAGGAGAGAAGUGGGGCAAGGUCCAAAAUUAAAGAUGACAACAAAGGGGAGUCCAAGUCAGCAACUACUGAAAAAUCAUUGGAGGACAGCAAAAAGAAGGGGAAAAAAAAGGAGGAAACGGUGAAACGCACAAUGGAAAAGCAAGGGAAGGAAUCGGCUCCACUGACAGAUACCCCUCCAGACAGCGUCAGUCAACAACCUCCUGGUGACCAAAAUGUAGAGGCAGAGGUGAUGGACAUUUACAGGAGGCUCCUGCACAAAAAGGUGUAUGCUCUGAUGGAAGACCUGGUGGACAACCUGUGUGACCUGAUGGAUGAUCUUAAUGAGGGAGAUGAAUAGGAGGAACACACUACUAACACGUGAGAGGCAGGCACAGGAGCCCACUGAACAUAUGCAACCAAAUGUGAUAAAACAUAUCACAUAUUCUGAAACUGUUUUUCUACCUUAAUUUGUUGUGAAAAUGAAUAAACUUUUUGGCGU
Perca fluviatilis (European perch) is the source of this 3392-nucleotide messenger RNA. Its product is annotated as mycbp associated protein. Lineage: Eukaryota; Metazoa; Chordata; Actinopteri; Perciformes; Percidae. The transcript is spliced from 19 exons. The coding region runs from base 837 to 3251 and encodes 804 amino acids. The record is from RefSeq and is a predicted model, not a curated record.